AUGAGUCAGUACACCUUAGUCAAUGGAACCUAUUCUUAUAAUUGUCGUCAAGAAGAUAAUUUAUUCUACUAUCACCGUUAUUUCCUCGUUGGCCGUCCAGCAGCCAAUAUAGCCUUAGCAGUUGAAGCGUUUCUUCUAGCUUUGUUCUGGCUAUGCACAUGUCUUAUGCGUCGAGAAUUCACAAUAAUAUUUACUUCUAUCACAAUGCUGCCAAUGACAGUGAAAACUGGUCUGACAGCCUUUCAUACAGCUGUGAUUCAUGCUAUAGACUUUCCCAGUAUGAAGGUAGUCGAAGCUCUCCAUACUGCUGAGUCCAUUCUCGAAACAACGAUUUGUUUUACCUAUCUGACUGGUACAAUAUUUUUUACAUGCCUUGUGGUUCAUAUUUCUCGAGUAAAGAGAUCAUCACAAAAUAUUACCGUAAUCAGCAUCCUCUACAUCUCAGUACUACUAUUCAUCUGUGCAUUAGCAACUGUGGAUGUAUUUCCACUGAAUUUGUACAUUUUCGACUAUCCUAUUACGACUUUCUUAUUUUUUAUAUUGCUCAUAGGAUCAGGAUUGCUCGUGGUCCUUCUACUCUUUGCGAUCCUCGCUACGGGUAUUGCCGAAGCCUGUUACUGUAAGAAGAGGGCCAUUAUAAAUACAUGCGAUCCCGUAGUUUACAACUCUCUUUCAAGAAUGUUCUGGGCUAUUCCUCUUAUGAUUUCUUCAAUUAUCGCUGCUCUUAUUGAUUUUGCUGGGAAAAUAAGUCCCGAACCUUAUGUCUUCACUAUAGAGGCCGCGCUUCUUCCUUCCUGUAUCCUUUUGGCUCACUUUCUUCUUCUGCCUGCUUACAGGACUGCAAUUUUCUGCUGCUGCGCAAAUAAUCGCCUACAGAACAGGAUCAUACCCGUUCUGGUCCCACCUCCUAGGCCACCUUCGGCUCCAGUUCUAGUAGAUCACAGUUUGACUCCUGUCGUAAAGUGA
Messenger RNA from Cylicocyclus nassatus, 966 nucleotides. Lineage: Eukaryota; Metazoa; Nematoda; Chromadorea; Rhabditida; Strongylidae. The record is from the annotation of a GenBank genome assembly.